This is a messenger RNA of Chilo suppressalis (striped riceborer), 261 nucleotides long. The record is from the annotation of a GenBank genome assembly. Lineage: Eukaryota; Metazoa; Arthropoda; Insecta; Lepidoptera; Crambidae.
AUGUGUCUACACAAUACACACAAACACAUAGAGCUGACGCGCGUGCCCGAGUGGCUGCGCACCGUCGCCGACGCCAUGUCCACGCACCUGCGCGAGCAGGGCCGCGCGCUCGUCACCGACACGCACCGCAACGCGAUCGCGUUCGUGCAGGCAUGUGUCUACACCACACACAAACACAUACAGCUGACGCGCGUGCCCGAGGGGCUGCGCAACGUCGCCGACGCCGUGUCCGCGCACCUGCGCGAACAGUGUCUACACUGA